CCUGCCCAAGACGCAGUCGGGGAGAUGAACGCUCCGCGCGCCCCGGGCUGGUGGGGGGCUGGGCAGAGGCGCCAGCCGAGGCGGUGGAGCGCGCCCAAGGGCAGGGGGGUCCAGAGACAUUUACCAAGCGCGUGGGCGGCUGUUGGAGGCCCCGCUCUCUAUGGCUGCGCCCAGGGGCUUGUCUGGCCCGCGGUUCCCGUUGCCUCACUAGCCUGGGAGGACCCAAUACUCGCGCCGGCCCUGAGGCUGGAGAGGAAAUGAGCUUAUCUCCUCGGAGCCGAGACGCGACGGCCGCAUCCGAGAGCCCCGCCCCGCCCGGAACAGCCUCACCUACCGCCGGCGACUUCCUUCCACCCGGAGCUCAUUUACAUGGACACAGGCGAAGUGCCCCCUCGGCGCCUAAUUGGUUCCCAGGGUCAAAGUUACUGAUCCCAUGGCAACUGAUGUUUCUAAUAGUCCAAGUCUGUGACUUUGCCCAAACGUCAUUCAGUUCUGGCAAGUGGAGUGAACUUAGGAUGUCAGCCAAGACCUUUUGGGGGAUUCUUGCUCUGCUCCGAAUUUUCUGGUGUCUUCUUCCUCAGACAGGUUACCUUCAUCCUGAUGAAUUCUUCCAAUCACCUGAGGUCAUGGCAGGAGAUAUUUUAGACCUACAAGUCUAUUAUCCCUGGGAAUUCCUUUCCAGUUCUCCUUGUAGAACAGCUGUGUUCCCAUUAAUUACAUCUGGCAUUACCUACUGGAUGAUCAAGUCUUUGCAACAGCUGGGCAUGUGGUCAAAUGGCAUCAACAGCUACACCCUUCUUGUGUCACCUCGCCUUCUCCUCACCACCUUUUCUUUCAUACUUGACUAUAGCGUGUAUCGGCUAGCUCCUUUCUGGGGUGCAGAUCGGUGGAACGCCCUGGUUCUGCUUGCUGGGUCCUAUGUCACACUAGUAUUUUACACAAGAACAUUUACUAACACACUUGAAGGACUUCUGUUUGCCCUGCUGAUGGUACUAGUAUCUCCAAAAGCCGUUGGUUAUGGAACAGACAUCAGCCAGGCGAAACCUACCAGUAGCAGUCUCAUAGGGAUUAUAACAGUUGCUGGGUUUUUCAACAGGCCAACUUUUCUGGCAUUUGCUUUAAUGCCACUGCUUUACUGGGCAGUUUUAAAUGCCACUUCUCAGCACAGUAUUAAAACUAUUGCAAAGCACCUCUUGAAGCUUGUUUCAAGCACAGCUUUCACUGCCAUCAUCUUCACAGCAGCUGACACGUUAUAUUUUACCUCCAUUGGAUCAGAGAUUAGCCUAUACAGCAUUAAAAAGAAUGGCUUGUUAAGCACCAUAGCUCAAAUAAAUCAGAAUGUAAUAGUGACCCCUUUUAAUUUUCUCCGCUAUAAUCUUAAUCCCCAUAAUCUUGCACAGCAUGGGAUUCACCCAAGAUUUACUCAUUUUGCAGUCAAUGGGAUAAUGCUCUUUGGGAUCCUGCACAUUCUGGCCAUCAGUGUUGGUUUAAAAAUGCUGAAAUUAAACAUCCAUCUAUUAUCAUGGAUCAGACUACAUAAUCAUAGACCAUCUACAAUGUUGGUGCUUGCCAAAGGCAAGCCAACAUUAUUAUUAUUCUAUUUUGUUCCUUUGGCAUUCCUUUCCCUAUUCAACCAUCAAGAACCUCGAUUCCUCAUUCCUCUUAUUUUACCACUAGUCCUACUGAUCACACCGCAGAAUAGAACCCUGAAGUGGAAACCCAUCAUUAUUAUUUUCAAUGUUCUUGGUGCCCUUUUGUUUGGGUGCUUACACCAGGGAGGGCUGAUCCCAUGCCUGUCUCAUUUAGAACAGCUCAUACAUUCUACAGAGUCCCUGAACCAUCCAGCACACUAUAUUCUACUCUUUGCUCACACCUAUAUGCCUCCCAGGUUUCUGCUCAGUAUCAAUAAGAGAGACCCAUUAGUAGAAAUAAUUGAUAUGGCUGGAACUGAAGAAAACACCCUCUGCCAAACACUGGGACACUUAGCAAACAACAUUGCCUGUGGGACUAGAGAGAUUGAUAAAGAAAGAACUUGUCAUUUGUUUGUUAUAACCCCUGGUACAGUCAGAACAACAAUACAAAAAUGUGGGGUUUUGUUCAAGAAUGAGACGUUAAUAUUUCCACACUUGACAAUGGAAGAUCCACCACAAAUAUCCUUUCUAUUCAGUGAAAAAUGGAGAAGUCAGUUAGGACUAUACAUCCUUCAGAUAGACAGAAAUGAACAGAGCAUUUAGUUAUUAGAGGAUUUAUGUUUCACUUUUUAAUUUUAUUUAGUUCUGCUGAAAGUUGCUGGAUCAACAGUCCUGGAGAUUGAUGUUCUCUCCAUUUAUUCACAGACACGAGUACAGCACAAGCAGUGGGAGUGCAAACUUCCCCAUAUUGUCCCCCCCACUAUUACCCUCAUCAGUGUUUCUCA
This is a messenger RNA of Mauremys mutica (yellowpond turtle), 2416 nucleotides long. RefSeq names its product GPI mannosyltransferase 4-like. Gene Ontology annotation, biological process: GPI anchor biosynthetic process. The coding region runs from base 258 to 2234 and encodes 658 amino acids. The record is from RefSeq and is a predicted model, not a curated record. Gene Ontology annotation, cellular component: endoplasmic reticulum membrane. Lineage: Eukaryota; Metazoa; Chordata; Testudines; Geoemydidae. Gene Ontology annotation, molecular function: alpha-1,2-mannosyltransferase activity. The transcript has 3 exons.